UGAAAACUAUGAUGAUGACUCUACUAGUAGUAAUAGCGAAACUAAUAGAAUAGAAGAAACAGCAAGUAAUCCUUCUCAAAAACAACCUACUAAAAAACGAUCAAUUACAAGUUUUAAAGUGCGAAGUUGCCUGAUUGAAGUUGAUAAUAGAAAUUCUCCUAAUAGCAAAUGUAUUUGUGGUCAAAUAAUUCGUACACAAGGAUCAACACGAAACUUUGCAACACAUUUAGGAAGUAGAAACUCUGCACGUAUUGAACAAAUAGAAAAGGCAUUAGUUCCAUGGAUAAUCGAUGAUUUCCAGCCCUUUUUUGUAGCACAAAGUUCAAGUUUUAAUCAUCUACUUAAAGUAUUAGAUCCUUAUUAUGAUUCGCCAUCUGACAAACAAAUUAAACUUCGAAUUAAUGAAGGAUAUAAUCUUGUAUCUGCUCGUUUAAAAGAGAUCAUGAAGAUUGAAACUGUUGAUUUGGAUAAUUUAAAUACUAUUUUUGAAGAGGAAGAUUUAGUUGUUGACUACGAUAAAAUCUCUGAAACUGAAACAACAAUCAAAGGACAUAAAGUUAAAAUUAGUAAUCCUACUGACU
This is a messenger RNA of Dentiscutata erythropus, 581 nucleotides long. The record is from the annotation of a GenBank genome assembly. NCBI's taxonomy places the organism in Eukaryota, Fungi, Glomeromycota, Glomeromycetes, Diversisporales, Gigasporaceae.